AGUUGCAAGCCCCAUCCAUCAUCACCAUUCACCAACCAGCGCGUCUCCAUGGGCUUAGGGUUUUAGCUUCUGUAGCAGCAGCGUGGCAAAGGUUUUCGCGGCAGCCGGCAUCACCAAUGGCUUAGCAGCAAUCAAGCUCUCACCACUCCGGCGUCGCUCGUAAUCCAUCUGCUUUACCCCAUGGCCGACCCAGAGGACGCCGCCGCCGCCGCCGCCGCCGGGAAUGAAGACGACGUGGAGGACCUCUACGCGGACCUCGACGACCAGGUGGCGGCCGCGCUUGCCGCCGCCGGGGAGAGCGGAGGCUCCAACCCGGCCACCGACGGCGAGGCCGAGGCCGAGGCGCCGGGAGCCCACCACACGGAGGCCGACGCGAACGAGGCGGUGGACUUGGGCGACGGGACUGCGGGCUACAUCAGCAGCGACGAGGAGAGCGAGGAUGACCUCCAUAUCGUGCUCAACGAGGAUGGCGCCGCGCCGCCGCCUCCUCCUCCUGCUGGCCGAUGCGAGGAGGGGAGCGAGGAAGGGGAGGUUUCGGGUAGCUGUGUGAAAGGCCUGUCUACUGAUGGCGGUCGGGGCAAGCUUGGUGAGCUUCACCGGAAGGGGCUUUUCGAGAAAACAACAGCACCGAUCACAGGACAAGGUGAUCGAAGCCACCAGCAUGCAUUUCAAAAGGAAUUCAAUUUUUUCUUACCAAGGAACAGGACAGUUUUUGACGUAGACAUUGAAGCAUUUCAAGAGAAGCCCUGGAGACAGCAUGGUGUGGAUCUCACGGACUACUUCAAUUUCGGUCUGGAUGAAGAAAGCUGGAGAAAAUAUUGUUUUGACAUGGAACACUUCAGGCAUGGAACCAGAACACUUGCAAAUGAAUUGUCAGGAUUGCAACAGGAGUUCCAUUACAAUCUUGGAUUGAGUAAAUCAGUGCCAAAGUCAGAGAUUUAUUCUGUAUUGAAAGAAGGAAAUGGGAUUGCUAAGCCAAAGGGUAGAGCAAUCCAUGUUGAAGGUGGUAUGCAUGAACGUCUUCCAUCAGCAGAUAUGUGGCCUCCAAGACAAAGGGAUUCUGAUGUGAUACAGGUAAACAUGAUGUUCCCACCCUCAAACCGCUCCAGUUCAGAUGACAGGUCCACAGUAAAUGACAAAUGCAUCACUACCAAAAGAUGUGGGCCAUCCAAUAACCAUCCAGGUGUUGAUGAAUAUCUGAAGGAAACUAGCUCUGUGGUGGACAGAGUGGUUGAUAAAGAAGUGCACAAGAGAGGUUCCUCAGAGUGUACCAGGAGCAAAACGGUUCUAGGAGAUUCUGCCUGUGCAGGGGCUCAAUCUUCUACUCCUGAUAAUUCUGACAUGCUUUCUGAAGAAUCAACAGAAGAUUUUCAUUUUAAGAGGAAGCGUGGAAAAUCAAAUUCCAAUGCUUUUUAUGUGGAAACCAACCGUAAGGAUGAGCAUGUCUUAUCAGAUUUUUGCCGUCAUGCAAGUAAAUCAGACCAAGAAAGUAGCAAGGGUGAGAGCCAUAGAUAUACCCCCUCUCCUGCUGAUGACAGAUAUCACAAGGCAACUAAACGUCAGAGGAUGGAUGAAGCUGGAGCAUGCAUUUCUAGUCGAUCUCUUAAUAACUGCCAAAGUGAUCACCAUCUCCAUGAAUCUGGACAUAGAGCAAAAAAAGAACUGAAGAGGCAAAGUUUAGCUGGUGGAAAACAUGCCCUCUUUGAGAGACAAGAAAACACAACAGAUAACUACUCUAGUAGGUAUGCUCGAAAGCAUAAGCAUAAAAGAUCUAGCUCAACUUUCCUUGGCACCAAUUAUCGAGUUCACAAUCAAUUGUGCGAAAAGCAAGAGUAUUUACCGCUGGGAAGAGCAGCUUUGAGAAAUGAUGAACAAUGCAGCGCUGAUUAUAAUCAAAGACAUAGGCGAUCUUGGCGUGAAAUCAACGAUGAUGAAGAUAUUGUGGGGUGCUAUUCCGCCAGGCGGUGGCAGCAACGCCAUGAUGAUCUACAUGGAUCCCAUUCAAUGCUAAAAGCUGAGGUUUGUGAUGAUAUUGAUGGACAUAUGUACAGAGAAAGGCGAUACGAGGAAACAAGAAAAAUCAGACAUGACCGCAAUGGGGAUGAUGAAUUUUUCCAUUACACUGAUUACAGAUUUGGCAAGGUACUGGAUCCUGAGGAUAGGCGCAGAUGCAGAAGUCAAUCUGCAGAAAGCUGUGAUGAGCAUUUCAGACGUUCUGAACAUCUUGUGUUUGAUCAUUUCACACAUCCUGACCAACUUAUGUUGUCUCAUCAGGCAAAUGACAACCACAGGAAAUCUGAGAAGGGUUGGCCUGGGCCUGCUGCAAGUUUGACCUUUAUGAGAUCAAGAAACAGAUUCAUUGAUAACGAAAGAAUCCAAAAUGGUAAAAUGAAAUACAACCAUGAUGGAUAUUAUGAAAAGAAAAGGCAGCAUGAUUCUGUAUUUGAUGUUGACGACAUUCAGCAACCUGCUUUGUACACUGGUUCUGUUGCUGAGACUGGUCAAUGUAUUCGACCAGUGAAGAGGAGGGUUCAUGCUGAUCAUUCCAUGAACCGUAAAGAUCGUUUCAAUUCAUCAUAUCAAAAAGGAAGGAGAUUGAUGCAUGGUUGGUCCAUGAUCAGUGAUAGAGAUCUUUAUGUUGCUGAGAUGCACAAUUCUCCAAAGGAUAUUGAUGUAGAAGCUAUGUGUAGUCCCAAUGAUAUGAGAAAUAGCAAUAAUAUUCCAAACAUUUAUGAUAAGAUAAGGCAUGAAGUCGUGAAUUUGCAGCCGAGGGACACAGAUAACAUGCUCUUGAUCCAUAGGAAGAGAAAGUUUAAGCGACAAGGAAUUGAGAUAAGGCGUGUGGUCGAAAGUGACAGUGAGGGAUGUCUUCCUGCUGACAGUGACUUGCACGGUUCCAAACAUAAGAACAUACAUCAGAAAGUGCGUAAACCAAGAGCCUUCCGUAUCUCGCGCAAUCAGGCCUCAGAGAAAUCUGAACAACAAAAACAGCAACAUGUGAGCAACAAUCAAGAAUAUGAAGAGAUUGAGGAGGGAGAACUGAUCGAACAGGACCAUCAGGAUACUGCUUCCAGAAGCAAGUCUAACCACCAAAGAAAAGUAGUACUGAAAUCAGUGAUAGAAGCAAGCUCAGCAUGCCAGGGAGGGGUGAUUAAUGCAACAUCAAAAGACGCUGAUUGCAGCAACGGAGCUACAGGGGAAUGUGAUAAUAAACAUAUACUUGAGGUAAUGAAAAAGAUGCAGAAAAGAAGUGAAAGGUUCAAAGCGUCUAUUGCAACCCAAAAGGAGGAAGAUGAAGACAGGAAAGAAUCGUUGGCCGUGACUUGUGAUGUAGAUGACAUCAAGAAUCAGCGACCUGCAAGGAAACGGCUUUGGGGUUGUAGUGGUUAAGAUGCUAGAAACCUUUAACAAAGCUCAAACAAACCUUGUGUCAGGCAUAGUUUAUCACAGACCAUCACCAUUUGGUUGAGCCAGAAUGUCUAGUAAACAUCUCUAACCAGGUUUGAUCAAGACUCUAACGCUCCAAAGGUAUUCAGGUUCAGAAACCGUAGAUCUUUUGUUUGUUUGGAAUGAGAGGAAAAAUAUACAGAGCAUUCAAUUUUUUGCCUAUGUAAUACAUUUACAAUGUUGACAUUAUCUACCAUAAUUCUUCAUAGUAAUAUGGUAGAAAAUGGAAAGAAAAACUGAAAGUUUAUGCAUAUGUCUGUAAUGGAUUGCUCCCUUCCAACAGAGUAUUGACUUCUGGUAAACUGGGAACUGAACUCUCCAUAUGUAUUUAUACACAAUUUUGGAUCUGAGACGCUGUUACAUUUCUGCUUGUCA
Oryza sativa Japonica Group (Japanese rice) is the source of this 3822-nucleotide messenger RNA. NCBI's taxonomy places the organism in Eukaryota, Viridiplantae, Streptophyta, Magnoliopsida, Poales, Poaceae. The record is from RefSeq and is a predicted model, not a curated record.